GUUGGAGGCACUGAACUGCACAAACGAAGGCGAGUCCUCUGUGAUUGAAUUAUAAAGCUACAAACAUUUGCAUUUGAAAACUUGCAUGAAAACAUGAGCAAACAUGAGUAUAUCAAGCAGGAUUCUUUAUAAUAAAAUUACAAGCCUAAGUUCAGAACUUUUGAACAACAUUUCGCCGGACAUAUUGAAUAAAUGUUGUGAACAAUCAACACAACCGUUUUUAAAAUGGUUUAACAAAAAUGUGAAUUGCAUGAAUGUUCUUUCAAACGAAGAGGUGCAAAUAAAAAAUAUAUUACAAACGACAAAUGAUUGGUUGGAUGGUUUUGAAUUAGAUUGUGAAUUAGAAGAGGCAACCAAAAAUUACCCUGAUUUAUUAAAAAUUAUUACUUUUGAUGAUACAGAUGUAAACGACCUGUUUGCAGAAUUUGAAAUAAUUAACAAUUCACACAAUGAAGAUGAAAAUUAUAUUCUUACAUUACAAAAUGGAAUUGAAAGUUUAAAAAAGGUAACGACAGAACUGGACGAUGAAAUAGAAAAAAAAUCUGAACUGUUGAACAGAGAAUAUAUUGCAGAUGAAAAAGCUUAUAAAGAUUGUUCUAUGAUUUUAGAUGAUUUUGAUGUAAUUAAUCACGAUUUCUUUAGACAAGUUGAAUGUCUCUCGAAUCAAUAUGCAAAUGCGGCUGAAAAUAAAGGAAUACCGUCAGUAUGGACCCAAAUGCCUUUGGAUCUUUUUAGUAAAAAUAUAACGCUAUAUCAUCAUUACUUAGGCAUUUAUAUAAAAGAACAAUUUGGAGAUGUUUUUAAAGAAGAACAGAAAAAAGAUUCAAAUUAUGGUUCUUUAAGCGACGAGAGUCAAGAAGUACAUAUAAAUAAUGAGAAAUUACAAGAAUUAAUGUUGUGCAAAACAAAUUUCACCAAUGUCAAGGUAGAAGAAGUUUUAGCUAAAAUAAAACCAGAAUCAUAUAUUGCAAUGUUAGAAUAUGCACGAAAGAUAUACAAUAAUGGAAAUUUAAAAGUGCCCAACCCUUCUGAAUUAAGAUCAGAAAUUUUGAAACUGACUGCAAAGAGAGAUUUAUUGGAAGAAAGUGUAUCGCUACAAGAACAUCAAUUGAUAGAAGUCAUACACCAGUUUGCAGAAUUAGAAAUGACUAAAAUCUUGAAACAAGAUGCUUCUUCAAAAUUUGAACAAAGAAAAGUUAGAUUAGAGAAAGUUAAAAACUUGCAGUUCCUUAUACGGGAAUGUGGUCAUGUAAAUGCUGACUUGUUAUUUAUACUAAUGCAGAGGGAGUGGUUCCAUCUUAUAGAUGUGUCAGAAUUUGUGGCUGAUACGUAUCAUUACAUGACCUCAGAAUAUUCAUUAUCUUCUACACGAUGUGAAAGUAUGCAACAACAACAGGAAGAAUAUUCUAUGCUUGUGUCAUCUUGCCCAGACACGCAUAAUUCAUUUGUCAAGCUUUUAGUUUCUAUUUUGUGUAAUGGUGAUAAUACACAGCAAUUAAAUUCCGCGUUAGAUAAGUACAAUGAACUUAUAAACGAAAACAAAGUAAAAAAGCAAUUCAUAUUGGAAACAGACAUACAGUCCAAAAUCGAUGAGCUGGAAAUGUUAGAAAGUGAAGUAAAUUUGCAAUAUACAAGUGAAAUUCAAAAGGGGGCAACAUACAGUUUCAAACCAGUUUCCUAUGAAAUUGAAACUUACUACCAGGAAGCUUGUGAUCAUUUACAAAAUAUACAAAUAGAUUUAACUAAAAUAAGAAGUCAAAUAAAAGAACAAAUGAACACAGGUUUUGAACGUGACAGACAUUUAGUAUGGCAACGAUUUUUAGUUGAUCCAGUUACGCUAAAACAAACACAUAAAGAAGGCACGCAAAUAACAAAUAAAUCAUGUUUUCGAAAUACAUUUGAAGUUGAAUAAAUGCGACUUUUGCAAAGUAAUAUUAGAUACAUUAAAAGUAAGCGAAACGAUCUAAGCUAAUCACACACAAAUAAAGGGAGGCGUGGCGAAUGGGUAAACUGCAUAGUAUUGGAGUAUCAAGAAACGUAAUACAUAAAUAGACUGUUGAGUCAUGGACAAAUCCAUGCACAGUUAGAAAACCUCCUACUAUUAAAUACUUGUCAAAAGAGGAGGAGCUUUGUAUAUAUUACCGGCUAGCUGAUUGCUCGCGGCGAGCUGAUACGUAUCCAAUAAGGAAUCCAGUUGCAUAGAGCAGUCUACAUAUACAUAUGUGCUCUAUGCAGGCGUUGAAAUCACCUCAAAUGAGUUACAUAUAACACACAACAAUUUUAUACAAAACUUAUUUAUUUGUCUCUAUUAAAAAUAGUAAUAACAA
Megalopta genalis is the source of this 2327-nucleotide messenger RNA. RefSeq lists its product as uncharacterized. The record is from RefSeq and is a predicted model, not a curated record. NCBI's taxonomy places the organism in Eukaryota, Metazoa, Arthropoda, Insecta, Hymenoptera, Halictidae.